Messenger RNA from Anastrepha obliqua, 1795 nucleotides. Its product is annotated as WD repeat-containing protein 55 homolog. Gene Ontology annotation, molecular function: protein binding. NCBI's taxonomy places the organism in Eukaryota, Metazoa, Arthropoda, Insecta, Diptera, Tephritidae. The coding region runs from base 168 to 1697 and encodes 509 amino acids. The record is from RefSeq and is a predicted model, not a curated record. The transcript has 2 exons.
UUUACUUUGUGUAGUUGAUCUUUAUACAUGUUUUAUUAAAUAUUUUGUUUGGAAUACUCAACUAGUUAUCUAGAAUUGAGGUACGAUAAUCUCAUUCUUUAAAUAUUUGAGUCUUAUUCCUCGUUUAAGCAUUCAAGUUACAUUGUUACGUAAACAGAGCUAUCAAAAUGAAGAUGCGGGAAAUUUUCAAAACUCCUGGGGAAGUAUCUGAAUCUGAUGAGCUAGAAGAACUAGCUGAUGCGGAGGAAGAUGAAGAUGUGCUGGUAUUUGUAGGACUUGAGGAACCCUUUGAAUCGGAAGAUUCUGAAGUAGAAUACGGUGUACCGUAUGGAAGUGUCAGAGAACUCCAACAUGAGUCUGAUGGGGAAGACUCAGACUUUGAUCCAGAUGGGGAUGAGAGCGAAGAUAGUUCAGACUUCCAACCAGAUGACUCAGACGAUUCCAUGUCUGACACGAAUAAUAAAGCAGUAAUCACAAAAAAUGGCAAAGCGCCAAAUAUAUUAAAACAAGAUAAGUUUAACGUAAAUACGGAUGCAAACGGUGAUCCAGGUCCAAGUUCAAGCCGUGGUGGAAAAAAUAGUCACGAGGAUUAUAGUAAUGUGUUAGAGCUUAAUGAAGAUGAUGAGGAUGAUGAGACGGUGCGUGCUAUUAUUGCAGCAAUUAAGAAACCACGCACCGCGCCACCAGAAAUUAAAUUGGACGAUUUUAUUACCGACAUUUGUUUUCAUCCCGAACGUGAUAUCAUAGCACUGGCGACAAUAACCGGAGAUGUAUGCCUUUAUGAGUAUGCAAAUGACGGCAAUACAUUACUACGUAAUAUUGAAAUACAUGCUAAAUCGUGUCGCGACGUUGAAUUCACUGAAGAUGGUCGUGAUUUACUUACCUGUUCAAAAGACAAAUCGAUUAUGAUUACUGAUAUGGAAACCGAGAAACUAAAGAAAUUUUACGAAAGCGCACACGAUGAAGCCAUAAAUAAGUUGCACGUUAUUGACGAACACCUCUUCGCCACUGGAGACGAUGGAGGUACAGUCAAACUUUGGGAUUUGCGUACCAAAGAUUCUAUAUUUGCCCUAAAAGAAGUAGAAGACUUUAUUUCGGGAAUGCUAACAAACGAAUCUAAAAAAUUAUUGUUGACUACUAGUGGUGAUGGCUACCUGACAACGAUAAACAUAGCUGCGCGCAAACUUUACGUACAAUCAGAACCGUAUGAAGAGGAGCUGCAUUGUAUGGGUACAUUUCGUGGUAAUUCAAAACUAGUAAUAGGCACGUCUAAAGGUCGCCUUUAUACAUUUAACUGGGGCCAAUUUGGUUAUCACUGUGACAUGUAUCCUGGUAUUAAAACGCCUAUCAGUGAAAUGAUACCCAUCACGGAUCGUAUUUGCUGUGUGGCAGGCGAAGAGGGUAUCAUACGUGCAUGCCAUAUUGCGCCGUACCGUAAUUUGGGUAUUGUAGGACAGCAUAACAUGCCAAUUGAAAAUCUGGAUGUGAGUAAUUCUGGUGAAUUGAUUGCUUCUUCUUCCCACAACAACGAUGUACGCUUUUGGAAUGUAAAAUAUUUUGAAGACUUCGGUGACAUUAAGUACAAUGAAAAACAUAACACAUUUAAAGACAAGCGCCACAAUUUGCCGUCAUCCAAAUUCACAAAUGCCGGAGACUUUUUUGCCGACCUGGCAAAAUCACCCAGUGAUAACGAAUGAAAAUGCAGUUUUAAAAGAGUGUAGAUGUAAAAAACUUGUGUGUAUUGUAAUUUUUUUUUUAAGAAAACCAUGUUGAAAUAAUAAUUAAAACAAAUGAA